AUGUCAAUUGUAAAGAAUUCAGCCCACUCAAUAUCAAGGGAUUUAAUCCAUGUCUCAAUAGACAAUGAUGCUUUAGAUGCUCUUAUUGCAAGAAUUCAAGCAAAUAACUCAAAGCCAACUCCUUGAAAUGACUGGCAAAGUCAUUAUAAAGGAGUUAACAAAGUCAAUUACAUUUUUGCAUUAGAUGCUUUGAAUUUUUGUUUUUGGCCAAAGCCAGGAUUUGAAUAUGACAAUUUGGCUGGAAACUUAAAAGCUUUAAUGGAAAGAGACCCGAAUAUUCUUUCUCCAAACUCAAUCGCAGCUAUGACUGAUGAGUUCAUUCAGCAAGAAAUCUUUCAAGAUGCUAGUUUUCCUUUAAUCAAUGAAAGAUGCAGACUUUUGAGAGAAAUUGGAGAGCAAACAAUAAAAUGCUAUGCUGGAGAUUUCAAUAAUAUUUUAAAUUCCUGUCAAAACAGCUCAGAAAAGGUAAGAACUAUUUAGCUUGUUGAAAUUAUUACAGCAAUAUUCCCAGGUUUUCGAGACUCCUGUGUAUAUAGAGGCAGGCAAGCAUUCUUUUACAAAAGAGCACAAAUCUUAGUAGCAGAUUUAUACGCAUCAGGAGCUUAUGAAUUUAAUGAUAUUGAGAAAAUCACAAUGUUCCCUGACUAUAGAGUUCCUCAAUUGCUAAAUACGUAUGGGGUAUUAAAAUAUUCCCAAAAAUUACAAAAUAAAAUUGAUUCCAAAAUUCUCAUUCAAGUAGGGUCUGAAAUGGAAGUUGAAAUCCGAGCAGCAACAGUCAAAGCAUGCGACAUAAUUUCAUCAAGACUAGACAGAAUUCCAAUUGAGGUUGAUCAUUUAUUAUGGCAAAUGGGAGAGCUCUCACUCAAUACUCUUAAAGAGCACCAUAGAACUUUAACGAUCUUUUAUUAG
This is a messenger RNA of Blepharisma stoltei, 909 nucleotides long. NCBI's taxonomy places the organism in Eukaryota, Ciliophora, Heterotrichea, Heterotrichida, Blepharismidae. The record is from the annotation of a GenBank genome assembly.